AUUGUCGAUUGUCGCCAUUGUGCAGAGCGAGCGGUGGACGCGCGGUGCCGCUACGAAUUCGCGAUUAUUAUCGUAUCGACAACGCUAAUCGAUCGUGAAACAGUUGAACAAUUAAUAAAUACAGUUGUAAUUUCCGUGUAAGACAGUGUUUUGUUUUUCGUGCAGUGUUCAGAGGACUGAGUUUUUACCGCAAGUGUGAACGGCUUCAAGCUGGAGCUGGACUUACACCAACGUGCCAGCGGGCACUUCAUGAGUGCCGCUGGUGCGAUGUGCGACCGGCCGAGCUUCGGGAGCACGAUGGGCCACUUCCCCAUGGGCAUGUCGGCCAUGGGGGCCAUCGGCUCCAUGGGCUCCAUAGCCAUGAACGGGCAGCAGCAGAAGAAGGUCCAGGAGGAGCACAUCAAGCGGCCCAUGAACGCGUUCAUGGUCUGGUCCCGGCUGCAGAGGAGGAAGAUUGCCCAGGACAACCCAAAGAUGCACAAUUCGGAGAUCUCGAAGAGAUUAGGUGCAGAAUGGAAGCUGCUCACGGAAGAUGAGAAGCGGCCGUUCAUUGACGAAGCUAAGCGGCUCCGAGCCAUGCACAUGAAGGAACACCCCGACUACAAGUACCGGCCUCGGAGGAAGCCCAAGACCUUGAGGAAGGAGGGGUACCCGUACUCGAUACCGUACCCCAGUGUACCCAUGGACGCGCUCAGAGCUGGCAUGGCAGGAGGUGGCAUGGGGCAAGCCAUGGGCGGCUACUACGGAGCGGCGUAUGGGCCGCUUGGAGCCAGCAUGGCCGCCGCCGCCGCUGCAGCUGCCCAGCAGAACGCCAUCUCUGCUGCGCUGACGCCUAACGCUCAGGUUGGCUCAUCAAUGGACAUGUCCAAAUACUCGAUCGAAGCGGAGAAGUACAGGAGCUACGGCAUGUACGACCCCUCCCGAGGGUACCUGGACUCAGCAGCGCUGUCCAAGGCGUACAUGUACAUGGACCAGCAGCAGCAGCGCUCCUACCCCAUGGACAUCAGCAAGAUGUACUCCGAAGCCUCCGCCGCAGCCAUGGCCGGACUCAGCUCAGCCGUCAACUCCGCACCAUCCAGUCUCUCGCCGCGGUCACCGGCUGAGUCACCAGACAUGACUACAAAGACCCAAGACAGGCCUGAAGGCAGCUCCUCCUCAGGGUCAAACCCCUCGCCUUCUCUUCCGUACUACCAAUCCUCACCAAGCAUCUUAAUGCCUCAGUACCCAGGACAGUAUGCGCAAGCCGCGCAAGGAGGAUCAGAAUUCAGGAGGCCGCUAACGGUCAUAUUCUGACCUGACACGUAAGCGUUGUUGUUGUUAAACUGACUUUUAUUGUUGUUUUUCGUGUUCGUGUAACUAUCAGCGGGUUUUUAAACGCAGCGUUUUGUGCAUAAACCAACUUGGCAUCAGUGUUUAAUGUACGCGGUUAAGGUUGCUGAUUCUUACGUCAAUGCGGAUUUCGUUUAUUGUUUAAGUAGAAAUUGUUUAGUUUUUGAUUAUCUUAUUUAUGUUUUUAUUUUCGCUUUAAUAAUCAGUGAUUAUUUUACUACUCACGAUACCUUUCGUGAUUUUCCAAAGUUCCUCUUUGAUUUUCCUUUUUAUAGUUUUAAGGAUUAAGAAAUAUUAUAAACAGAAGUAGGUAACGUUUCAAUAUUUGUAAAGUGUACAUAGUAAAUAGCUAUCUAAUAAAUAUUUUUAGAGUAAAAUUGUAACUGAGCAUUGCUGGGAAAAGGGUUUCACCUCCACUGACUUUUAUCAUUUUGAAAUUAAAGAUGAUAUUAUCAGCAUUAGAACUGCUUUUUACACUUUCAUUUUGUUUUAAAUCAGCCAAGAUAAUUUAAUUUAAUAUAUUUAAUUUAUUUUUGUUUCACUGCAUAUUGAUUAUGCUCUACAUAAUUUUCACAGCAAAGUUCAGUUAUAGGAUUUAUACAAAAAGUCCAAAUUAAAUUACAACGACUAUUCUAUAUUAUUAGGUGUUUCUGUAAAUAUUCCGGCAUGUCUCUUAAAAGUGUUCAAUACCUACAAUAAGAGAUGUGCCACUGUAUUAUAAUAAACGUAGAUAACUAUUUAUUUUAUGUUGCUUUUAGGGUCUUUUCAAAUUUUAAAACGCGGCGUUUUUACGUUCGUACGAACGCGGCGGCCAUAAAGUGCAUUUAUGUGUUGCCAUAACAGAAAAAUAUUUUACAUUUUUUUUUUCAAAUUGACAGAGAUUAUUAAUCUUGUGGGAAGAUUCAAUUUAAUACUCAGGCUUUUUAUCCUGUAAAUGUAAGGUGUAUUAAAAUUCUACAUAUUUGUGAGCAUUUUUCUUCGUGUACAAAAUAUUUUUUGUAUGAAAGUCAUACAUAUUUUAUGUUUUUUAAUGUCGAUUGAUGUUGACAUGUAGAGCUUGGCCAUUGGCCUUAUUGUAAAUUAUAUGAAGCUAAUUAAAAUUUGUAAAUGAAACAUAUUUGUGGGAAGUCGAUUGUUAUGAUGAGACUAUUAGAACUUAAUUGAAAUAUU
Messenger RNA from Ostrinia furnacalis (Asian corn borer), 2499 nucleotides. RefSeq names its product SRY-box transcription factor sox21b (gene Sox21b). The coding region runs from base 250 to 1293 and encodes 347 amino acids. Gene Ontology annotation, molecular function: DNA-binding transcription activator activity, RNA polymerase II-specific; RNA polymerase II cis-regulatory region sequence-specific DNA binding. The record is from RefSeq and is a predicted model, not a curated record. Gene Ontology annotation, cellular component: nucleus. The transcript is spliced from 5 exons. Lineage: Eukaryota; Metazoa; Arthropoda; Insecta; Lepidoptera; Crambidae. Gene Ontology annotation, biological process: positive regulation of transcription by RNA polymerase II; brain development; neuron differentiation.